Xylona heveae TC161 is the source of this 803-nucleotide messenger RNA. RefSeq names its product cytochrome c oxidase copper chaperone protein. Lineage: Eukaryota; Fungi; Ascomycota; Xylonomycetes; Xylonales; Xylonaceae. Gene Ontology annotation, cellular component: mitochondrial intermembrane space. Gene Ontology annotation, biological process: mitochondrial respiratory chain complex IV assembly. Bases 98 to 319 code for a protein of 73 amino acids. The transcript is spliced from 3 exons. Gene Ontology annotation, molecular function: copper ion binding; copper chaperone activity. The record is from RefSeq and is a predicted model, not a curated record.
CAAUCCGAAUGCUUCUCCUUCAUCUGCUGUUUUUGUCAUUUCAUUGAUUGAUAUUUUCUCUUGAUUUUUCGGAAAACAAUUGUCUGUUCAAGCGAAUAUGUCUGCUCCUGCGCCUGCUCCAGUAAACUUGGGCAACGAUGUCAAGCUGACCGCCGAGGAAGCUCCAAAGGUCAAGCCCUGCUGUGUCUGCAAGGACGAAAAGGCUUCCCGAGACGAGUGCAUGCUCUUCUCCAAGAGCGAUAACGCCGAAAAAGAUUGCCAGAGCCUCGUCGACAAGUACAGGAGCUGCAUGGCUGGCUACGGGUUCAAGCUCCCUUAAGCAAAUGAUUGACGCGCAGCGAGCGCUGUACAAUACCCGUACUAUACUAUAGGGAGGGGAAGUUUAUACAUACCGGCAGCAUGGAAUCGGCGCAAGAGCAUUGACGGAUUUGGUUCAUAGAAUAACAUGUUUCAUACUUUCUACUCUAAUAAAACGAAAAGGCUGUACUAUACAGGUUUCUGUAGCUUUAGAAAAUCAUCUCUUCUCUCAAUUGACCAAUGGAAACGCCAACAAAGGUAAUGGAAAUAAUGGGGUGUUGUACCCACGGCUCUAUUAGACUGUAUGUGACAACAACGGCAUCAAAGUUGCUUUGCUCUGCCAUUUGACCGCAAGCGUUGCUUCAGUGGUGUUACCGCAGCUGGUUGGGGCGAAGCAUCCGAGAAAAGCUUGCUUUGUAAGAGCAAGUGCCACGUGCACCAGAGAUAGCAAAUACCAAAACCGGCGGCGCCGAUGCCUGCGUUGGCUACCACCCAAAGAUCAGGCU